GGAAGAGGAGGGACAGGAGGAGCAGGAGCAGGAGCGGGAGAAUCCCGGCGCUCGCAGCGCCCGCACGCUGAGCCUGCAGCACCCCCUGCCCCGGGAGCAUCGCCCCCAGCCCCGAGCCGCAGGAUUUCCCAUUCCCAAACCUUGGCUGGAUGGAGGAGGAAAAGGCUGCGAAGAAGAGGAAGAUGCCCGAGGACACCCAGGCAGGCAAGGAGCUGAGGAUGGAGACCAGGGAGGACAAAUCCCCACAGCAGAACCUCAUGGAAGAGGCUGUUUUGGGCGGCUCCACAGUGCAGGAAUCCAAAGGGGAGGAAAAGCCUGGGAGAGCCCAGAGGAGGAGGGGCUCCAAACCCAGCCCAGGGUGCUCUGAGGAGGAAAGACCCACCCUGAGCCAGGAAGGCAGCUGGAGAUCCAACCAGAGCUCAGAGCUGGUGGCUCAGGAGCAGCUUCAUGACAGUGAGAGGCCCCAUGAGUGCUUGGAGUGUGGGAAGCGCUUCAGGAAGAGAUUCAACCUGACCUGCCACCAGAGGAUCCACACUGGGGAAUGGCCCUACGAGUGCUUGGAAUGUGGGAUGAGUUUCAGCCACAGGUCUGACCUGGUUGUCCACCAGAGGUUCCACACUGGGGAGAGGCCCUAUGAGUGCCCCGAGUGUCAGAAGAGGUUUCACACCAGCUCCCAUCUCCUUGUACAUAAACGAAUUCACACCGAGGAGAGGCCCUUCUGCUGCCCCGACUGCGGGAUUGGCUUCAAGCACAACUCCACCCUCGUCACCCACCGGCGCAUCCACACUGGGGAGAGGCCCUACGAGUGUCCCCAGUGUGGGAAGAGCUUCUCAGACCGCUCGUUCUUUACCCGACACCAACGGAGGCACCGGUAAGGGAAGCCCUGUGAGAGCCCCGACUGCAGGAAGAGCUUCGUGCACUGCUCCAACUUCAUCCCUCAUUGGAAAAUCCACGUUGGGAAGAGCCCUGGUGAUCCAUGUUCCCUGUGAUCCAUGCUGGGAAGACACCUGUCCAUUUCCCUGCCUCUGCCAAUGACCUGAGGUAGAAUUGAGGAACAUCAGGGUCUGGCCAUGGCCGUGGCAUUACAUUCACUCCCACCUCAGGUCAUUGCCAGGGGCAGGGACUUCCUCUCUCUCUCCCCGGAGGAGAAGGGUCUCCUUUCCAGGCAGGAGGAAAUACGUUGCCGGGAAGAGGCAGCUGUUGAUCUAGUUUUCCCUGUAAACAGUUUUAUUUAUCCCUUCUGUUAGCAGUAUUGUUUCUGUUCUGUUUGUUCCUUAUCUCGUUGCUGUUCCCAGUAAAUUGUUCUU
Molecule: messenger RNA, 1307 nt
Organism: Camarhynchus parvulus
Lineage: Eukaryota; Metazoa; Chordata; Aves; Passeriformes; Thraupidae
Product: zinc finger protein 3-like
Exons: 3
Coding region: 150-875 (241 amino acids)
Biological process (GO): regulation of transcription by RNA polymerase II
Molecular function (GO): DNA-binding transcription factor activity, RNA polymerase II-specific; RNA polymerase II cis-regulatory region sequence-specific DNA binding
Source: RefSeq, a predicted model, not a curated record